AUGAGGUCAUUCAACCAGGUUUCAUCAGCCCCAGGCGGGGCAAGCAAAGGUGGUGGAGAAGAGCCCGGGAAGCUGCCGGAGCAGGCAGAGGAGGAAUCCCAGGUUUUGCACGGAACUGGCCACUGUAAGUGGUUCAACGUGCGAAUGGGAUUUGGAUUCAUCUCCAUGAUAAACCGAGAGGGAAGCCCCUUGGAUAUUCCAGUCGAUGUAUUUGUACACCAAAGCAAAUUAUUCAUGGAAGGAUUUAGAAGCCUAAAAGAAGGAGAACCAGUGGAGUUCACAUUUAAAAAAUCUUCCAAAGGCCUUGAAUCAAUACGGGUAACAGGACCUGGUGGGAGCCCCUGCUUAGGAAGUGAAAGAAGACCCAAAGGGAAGACACUACAAAAAAGAAAACCAAAGGGAGACAGAUGCUACAACUGUGGUGGCCUUGAUCAUCAUGCUAAGGAAUGUAGUCUACCUCCUCAGCCAAAGAAGUGCCAUUGCUGUCAGAGCAUCACGCACAUGGUGGCGAACUGCCCUCACAAAACUGUGGUGCAGCUGCCCGCCGGUUCUCAGGGAAGACAGGAAGCAGAGCCCCAGCCGUGCACCGCGUUCCCUCGAGAGGUGGGGGGGGGGCACGGCUAUCCGUCACCACCGUUUCCUCAGGAGGCGAGGUCCGAGGUCUCAGAGUGGCCAGGCAGGUCACCUGCAGAAGCUUCCUCCACAAAGUCACCUGCAGCACCAGAAGAUCAAAGCAAAAAGGGGCCUUCUGUGCAAAAAAGGAAAAAGACAUAA
Messenger RNA from Balaenoptera acutorostrata (minke whale), 774 nucleotides. RefSeq names its product lin-28 homolog B (gene LIN28B). The record is from RefSeq and is a predicted model, not a curated record. Gene Ontology annotation, molecular function: nucleic acid binding; zinc ion binding. The transcript is spliced from 4 exons. Lineage: Eukaryota; Metazoa; Chordata; Mammalia; Artiodactyla; Balaenopteridae. The coding region runs from base 1 to 774 and encodes 257 amino acids.